AUGGGACUCGACCUGGAAGCAUUCGACCAAAAAUCUGGAAUAUACCGUCAAGCUCCCCAUAGAUAUGAUAUGGCUUCAACAUUCCAUCGGCCUCAGCGUCGAAGCGACUUCGAGAUCGCUCUGAUUUGUGCUUUGAGGGUUGAAUUCGAUGCUGUGGAGGCCCUUUUCGACGAGUAUUAUGAAGACGACUUUUCAUUUGGAAAGUCUGCCGGCGAUCCUAAUGCAUAUACCGUCGGACGAAUAACGAAUCAUAACGUCGUGUUGGCGUUUAUGCCUGGUAUGGGUAAAGCAAAUUCAGCGAGCCUAGCAGCCAGUUUUCGAGCAAGCUUCAGCGGGAUCAAAGUUGGUCUAGUCGUAGGUAUUUGUGGAGGCGUACCCUUACCACAGGGAACGGAUGACGAGACAGAGAUCAUUCUGGGCGAUGUGGUAAUUAGCACAGGCCUAGUUCAGUUUGAUUUUGGCAGACAGUACCUUGACAAAGUCGUCCGCAAGAAUACUUUGGAGGACAAUCUCGGCCGACCGAAUCGAGAAAUUCGCGCUUUCCUUGCGAAAUUGUCGGGUGCGAGGAGCCGCAGAAUCCUAAGGGAGAAGACAUCUUCUUAUCUUACAGAGUUGUGUGGGAAAAAUGAGCUCCACCAAUAUCAGUAUCCCGGGGCAGAAAAUGAUCGGUUGUAUCAUCCUGAAUAUCGCCACAAACAUCGAGAUCCUCUUGUUUGCAAUAUUUGUGCGGCCUGUCAUAAUUUGAAUGACGAGGUUUGCAGUGUUGCAAUGGAGUCAUCUUGUCAAGAACUGCAUUGUCAAGAUGCAGAGCUGAUCACGCGUGUCCGAGUCCAAAAUGCCAAAAAUGACACUCUUAUGGACUCUGAAGAAGCACCAAAACCACUCGUCCACUUUGGUCUCAUUGCGUCUGGGGAUCUCGUGAUGAAAUCGGGAUACCACCGAGAUCGAAUUGCCUCCCAAGAAAAGGUGAUUGCAUUUGAGAUGGAAGGGGCUGGCGUAUGGGAUGUUUUUCCUACGGUGGUCAUCAAGAGUGUCUGUGAUUAUGCGGACAGCCAUAAGAAUAAAAAAUGGCAGCAGUAUGCCGCGGCAACAGCUGCCUGCUGUAUGAAGGCAUUUCUCAGUGAUUGGCGACGUUCUGAUCAAUUGGGUGAGAAGAAAGAGAAGAAGGAGAAGAAGAAGAAGAAGAAGAAGAAGAAGAAGAAGAAGAAGAAGAAGAAGAAGAAGAAGAAGAAGAAGAAGCCAGCCUAUCGGCUAAUUCACGCGGAUUCACUCCUGCCUUUCCGUGUGGUCGUCAAGCACCUCUGCUCUGUUUUUCGACAGGAUUGCCUCAUUUUGCCGUUUCAUGAACAUGCUCAUCUCUAA
Messenger RNA from Penicillium waksmanii, 1362 nucleotides. Its product is annotated as purine and uridine phosphorylase. Bases 1 to 1362 code for a protein of 453 amino acids. Lineage: Eukaryota; Fungi; Ascomycota; Eurotiomycetes; Eurotiales; Aspergillaceae. The record is from RefSeq and is a predicted model, not a curated record. The transcript is spliced from 2 exons. Gene Ontology annotation, molecular function: catalytic activity. Gene Ontology annotation, biological process: nucleoside metabolic process.